GCAUUUUAUAUCGACUUGCCAAGCUCCACUCAACUCUGCCGCCGUUCAAAAUUAUCCUCAGUCUGCCGCUCACCCCUUCGAUGUCUGCCUCCAGCUAAAAGGAGGAGGGGAUUUAAGGUGACAAUGCUAUUCUUUACACACUGUUUUGGCUUUGUGUUAGACCUUGUGCACUUCAGGUCCCAGUACUACAAGGCAAGUGCAGCUUUCUCAGCCGCUGUCCAACUUGUGUGUGUUGUGCGCCCUACAACCAGCCCGACGCGGCAGGCCCCAGCUGCAGGCUGGCUCUCGGCAAGCGGGGAGGAGACCGCGGGAGGCUGCCCGCUGUCCUGGCCAUGCCCGGGCGGACCCCGCUGCAGCGAGUGCCGGGGCCUGCUGAAGGCUGCCCUGCCGGACCUGGGCUCGGUGGCCACCCUGCGGGGGGACAGCAUCGUGUUCCGGGCCAGCGGCAUCCAGGGCCCGGGCCCGGGAGGCUGGGCGGCCUUGCAGUGCUGCCUGGGCCAGCACUUUGUGGUGCUGCUGGAGAGGAAUGAGCAGGUGGGCGGGCGGCACCGCUUCCUGCUGCUGGUGCUGCUCCUGGGCACUGCCCGGCAAGCCGAGAGGUUCUCCUACCGCCUGGUGCUGAGCCGCCAGCGCCGACGCCUGACCUGGGAGGCCAACCCGCGCGGUCUGACCGGCACCAGAUCCCCGUCCACCGCCGACAGCCUGGUUUUCGACACCGUCGUCGCUCAACUCUUCGCCGAUAAUGGCAGCCUCGCCAUCAACGUGACCAUAUCGAGCUGCCCGUGACAGGACUGCCCUCCUCCUCCUCCCUGUGUGACCUCCGCACAAAUGUCAGGUCCCUACCUCUGAGCCGGGAGUCCAGCCUCCACGUUCUCCAGCAUUGUCUCGAAAAUCUCCGUCUAUCUGCUCGUGUUUCAAGAAAAAAAUUUACAGGUAUUGCCCGAAAGUCGAGCCAAAAUGACGUAAAGUGAAGAAGCGUUAGUUUAUUUGGAAAGAGAUUGGCCUUUCUUUCUUAAAAGCAAAAACUCUCUUUGGAUUUCUUUCUGUUAGUGAAAACAGGUACUGACGUGGGUCUUCGGUAAAAGUGAAGUGGCUUAAAGCAAACGUUCGAAAAGUAGGAAAUACCUGUAGCUGCAACCAACUCAACCAAGACCCGCUCCCC
Chiloscyllium plagiosum (whitespotted bambooshark) is the source of this 1162-nucleotide messenger RNA. RefSeq names its product seven in absentia homolog 3-like. The record is from RefSeq and is a predicted model, not a curated record. Gene Ontology annotation, molecular function: ubiquitin conjugating enzyme binding; ubiquitin protein ligase activity. Gene Ontology annotation, biological process: proteasome-mediated ubiquitin-dependent protein catabolic process; multicellular organism development. Lineage: Eukaryota; Metazoa; Chordata; Chondrichthyes; Orectolobiformes; Hemiscylliidae. Gene Ontology annotation, cellular component: cytoplasm.